UAGUGCGGUAGUGCCUAUAAAGGGAGUGCUUCUAUUCAAGUUGAACUCAUUCUCACUUCACUAGUGAUAUUAGUGAAGAAGCUUUUUUCAACAUAGUUGGAAAGAUGGCUACCAAGCUUGCUCUUUGGUUUCUUCCGUUUCUCCUUUUCUUCUUAAUGAAUGGACAUGGCAUCAGCAGCAGAGAUUUGAAGGUAGAGUUGCAAGAUCAUACAGAUACGAAUUCACAAGCUUACCUCACAGGGUACAACACUGAGAAGGAAGCAGAUUCACAAGCAUACCUCACAGGGUACAACUCUCAGAAAGAAGUGAAUCCGCAAGCAUACCUCACAGGGUACAACUCUCAGAAAGAAGUGAAUCCGCAAGCAUACCUCACAGGGUACAACACUGAAAAGAAAGCAGAUUCACAAGCAUACCUCACAGGGUACAACUCUCAAAAAGAAGUGAAUCCGCAAGCAUACCUCACAGGGUACAACACUAAGAAGAAAGCAGAUUCACAAACAUAUCUCACAGGAUACAACACUCACAAGGAUGAAUACCUUACAGGGUACAUAGCCACUUCAGACAAUACCCAAUCAAAUUACAAAACAUCCAAAAAACACAACCACCCUUCACAUCAUGCAAACAACGUAAAAAACCAUCCAUCACAUUCACACCAUGCAAAUCUCAAUCAACCUUACAUCACCACCUAUGAAACUUCUAAUGCCCAUGAUGCCAACAAACCUAACUACCUUAUAGGUUAUAGAACCAGUACCCAUGCUCCUGGCAAAGAUAUUACUGGGUACACAACUACUCCCCGUGAUCAAAAGGAGUCUCGCUAUGGUAUCGACACGCCAUACAUCACUCAAUAUGGUGGUGGUGAUGGUUUCAAGGAAGAUUCAGAUACACCAUAUAUUGCUCAAUAUGGUGAUGCAAAAAAAGGUCCAAAGGAGUCUCGCUAUGGUACCGACGAGCCAUAUAUCACUGGAUAUGGUGCUGAUGUUGCUCCCAAAAGAGAUUCAAAUGCGCCAUACAUCGCUCAAUAUGGCGUUGGUGGUUCCAACAAAGAAAUAAAAAAAUCUGCCACAGCCCAGGAUUCGGCUAAGCCCAACUUUACAAAUUAUGGCCUUCAUUCCAAGAAAGCACAAGGGUUGAAGGGAGGGCCACCAUCUUCUAAUGUAGACCACACUGAGGCAUUCAAGGUUGGAUUCUUUGCCAUGGAUGAUCUCUACAUAGGGAACAUUAUGACCCUCCAAUUUCCUGUCGAAGACUUUUCUCACUUCCUAUCAAAGAAAGAAGCCGACUCCAUUCCUUUCUCAAUCCCACAACUUCCAAGUGUCCUUCAACUCUUCUCAAUCUCUCAAGAUUCUUCACAAGCCAAGUCCAUGAGAGGCACAAUUGAACAAUGUGAAGCAGGAACCAUCACAGGGGAGACUAAGAUUUGUGCUAACUCUUUAGAGUCCAUGCUGGAAUUCGUCCACAACAUCAUUGGAUCAGAGGAAAAGCACAACAUUCACACAACUAGUCCAUCUUCAGGGGCUCCUCUGCAAAAAUAUACCAUUUUGAAAAUAUCAGAAGAUAUCUAUGCUCCUAAAUGGGUAGCUUGUCAUCCUCUGCCAUACCCAUAUGGUGUUUACUAUUGCCACUUCAUAUCAACAGGGACCAGGGUGUUCAAGGUCUUGUUAGAUGGUGAGAAUGGAGACAAAGUUGAAGCUCUUGGCGUGUGCCACUUGGACACAUCUGAUUGGAGCCCAAAUCACAUUCUGUUUAAGCAGCUUGGGUUCAUGCCUGGGGAGGCUCCAGUGUGCCACUUCUUCCCUGUGAAGCAUCUUAUGUGGGUUCCCCAACCCUCAACAGCCACCAUGUGAAAAGAAUAGAGUUUUGUGUUGAUUAGGGAGUGACUAUCUAUGCAAUAAAAGGGUCAAUGAUAAAUGACCUAGUAACCAACUCAUGAUCUUGUUCCUAUUGUAGACUUCAUCUUUGUUUGUAUGACUUGUGUUUUAUGUAUAAAUUUCAAGAUUAUGCAGCUGGCUAGGUGGCUGGUGUUUAACUUAUCUUGUAUGUCUAUUUAAAUAAACUAUAAUUAUUUCUAAUUGUUAAAAAAAGGUUAAAUCAAUAGAAGAUCAGUGUACGGUGUAGAAAAUAAAAAAUACGUGUCGUUAUUUGAAGAAUG
Messenger RNA from Arachis ipaensis, 2149 nucleotides. The record is from RefSeq and is a predicted model, not a curated record. NCBI's taxonomy places the organism in Eukaryota, Viridiplantae, Streptophyta, Magnoliopsida, Fabales, Fabaceae.